UUCUUCAAAGUCAUACAACUUUUUUUUGUUAAAAAAAAAACUUCAACUUUGAUGUUUGUAUUACAGGCAAUAAUGUUAUGUUUUAAUAUUGAGAAAAAGAUUCCUCCAAUGCAUAAUGCAAACUAUAAAAUGCUUCAUGGUGUUUCAUAAAUUAUCCAUCACUUCAUAAAUUACCUGUUUUUGAGCCAUAAAGGGGGAAAAAGAUGGAUUUGAAGGUGAUUGCGUUUAUUUCUUGCUUGAUUUUCUCUCUUUCAGUUUCAACGUUGGCAAAACGACCACCUUCCUGUCCGCUUAAAGUAGGUUACUAUAGCCAUACUUGUCCGUCUGCUGAAGCCAUUGUGAGAAAUGUUGUGUAUAAAGCCGUGUCUCGUAAUCCAGGCAUAGCUGGUGGACUUAUCAGGCUGCAUUUUCAUGAUUGCUUCGUGAGGGGAUGUGAUGCAUCUGUACUACUGGAUGGACCGGAUUCAGAAAAGGAAAGCGUAGCGAACAAGAACAGUUUACGAGGUUUUGAAGUGAUUGAUGAAGCUAAGAAGCAGCUCGAGGCUGCAUGCCCGGGAACUGUCUCGUGUGCUGACAUUCUUGCCUUUGCAGCACGCGACAGUUCCUACAAAGUUGGGAAAAUAAACUAUAAUGUCCAAGCAGGACGUCGUGAUGGAUAUGUUUCCAUCAAAAAGGAGGCCUUAGAUAAUCUUCCUUCUCCGUUUGUCGGUGUCAAGGAACUAAUCAAGAGCUUUACAAGAAAAGGGAUGUCAGUUGAUGAAAUGGUGACCCUUUCUGGUGCACAUUCUAUUGGCAUUGCUCAUUGUGCUGUUUUCGCGAACCGUAUAUACCCUCAAAACAAACAACAAAAUCUGCCAAUCGAUCGCGAAUACAGAAAGAUGUUGAAGUCCAUUUGCCCACCAGAAGCACUUACAAAUGGAACAGGAGUAGCUAAUCCUGCUCAUCUCGAUGUCAUGACACCAAACAAAUUGGAUAACAAAUACUACAUGGAUUUAAUGAGUAAGAAGGGACUUCUAGUUUCUGAUCAAACACUGAUGAGCGAUCCUAAAACCGCGAAUUUGGUGAACUUUAACGCGAGGUAUGGGCGCGUUUGGGGUAAGAAGUUUGCGGAUGCAAUGGUGCAUAUGGGAACUUUGGAUGUCCUCACGGGAUGGAAGGGCGAGAUCAGGAAGAACUGUCAUUCCGUCAACUAAUUAUUUGUCAUUUUUUUUCGCCUUUUUGAGUUUUGUAAAGCUCUCGAGUACUAUUUCAGCUUUCUUGCUAUUGUUUCAAUAUUUGUUCAACUGUAACAGAUGAAUCUUCUUAAUAAAGUUUGAGCGUCUCAACAAAAAGAGAAUGAAAUGCCUUUUAGAUUCUCCG
This is a messenger RNA of Capsicum annuum, 1359 nucleotides long. Its product is annotated as peroxidase 5. The coding region runs from base 204 to 1193 and encodes 329 amino acids. The transcript has 2 exons. Gene Ontology annotation, biological process: hydrogen peroxide catabolic process; response to oxidative stress. Gene Ontology annotation, cellular component: plasmodesma; plant-type cell wall. Gene Ontology annotation, molecular function: peroxidase activity; heme binding. The record is from RefSeq and is a predicted model, not a curated record. Lineage: Eukaryota; Viridiplantae; Streptophyta; Magnoliopsida; Solanales; Solanaceae.